Molecule: messenger RNA, 600 nt
Organism: Suillus subaureus
Lineage: Eukaryota; Fungi; Basidiomycota; Agaricomycetes; Boletales; Suillaceae
Exons: 5
Coding region: 1-600 (199 amino acids)
Source: RefSeq, a predicted model, not a curated record
AUGGUCACUGAAGUAGACUCGUCUCACCCAAACGGUAGUGAUAUUGCUAGCCUCUCUCCCCUUAUUCAGCUUCAAUUUGUGUCGACUACUGUUCUUCAACAGGCCCUUGAUCUUGUGGAGAAUAUUCUGACUUCCGACGACCAGCUUACUGCUCAAUCCAAAUUCCUUCCAGGGUCAACUAUUGGAAAACAUUUGCGGCAUGCGCGAGAUCAUUUUACUCUCCUCAUCGAAUGUGUAUCAGGGCCCGCCCCACAUAUCUUUUCAUAUGACACCCGCAUCCGUAAUACACCAAUGGAGAACAAUCUCUCAGAAGCUCGAGAGGCCCUCAAGCAAGUUAUCUCGCGCGUUGAAGAAGUAGUACCCACGGCGAAUCUCGACCUCCCACUAACAUUGAACGCCGUGACGCCUUUCAUGCAAACCUUUGAGACAACAUUUGGCCGAGAGCUCUGGUUUGCAGGAUUACAUGCAGUUCAUCAUUGGUCCAUGGUUCGGGUCAUAGCAGGAGAGUUGGACAUCAAACUUAACGAUGAUUUCGGUUUUGCCCCAUCCACUCUUGUCUACAAAGGUAGUGAAGCACUGCUGGGAAAGGCAAAAAUCUGA